This is a messenger RNA of Sabethes cyaneus, 2703 nucleotides long. RefSeq lists its product as uncharacterized. Lineage: Eukaryota; Metazoa; Arthropoda; Insecta; Diptera; Culicidae. The coding region runs from base 1 to 2703 and encodes 900 amino acids. The transcript has a single exon. Gene Ontology annotation, biological process: DNA integration. Gene Ontology annotation, molecular function: nucleic acid binding. The record is from RefSeq and is a predicted model, not a curated record.
AUGACGUUCGGAGCCUGCUGCUCUCCAAGUAUUGCGCAAUACGUUAAAAAUCGUAAUGCGAAGCUUUUCGAACGAGAUCACCCGGAAGCAUUUGACGCUAUAACUAGGCAACACUACGUCGAUGAUAUGCUCGUGAGCAUGGAAACGGUUGAUGAAGCAGUGGCGCUGGCGCAGCAGGUGAAGAACAUUCAUAUGCAAGCUGGUUUCGAGAUGCGAAACUGGAUCUCCAACUCUAGUAGUGUCCUGGUUCGGUUGAAAGAGGGUACGGCGGAAGAGAAAGACAUGAAUAUCGGCGAGGAAGCAACCACCGAAAAAAUACUUGGAAUGUGGUGGAACACAUCAACUGAUUGCUUCACGUACAAGUUGUCCUCUCGAUACGACGAAGCUCUCCUAACUGGCAGCCGACGACCAUCGAAGCGCGAAGUUCUCCGAAUACUGAUGAUGGUAUAUGACCCCAUAGGGUUCAUUGCGCAUUUGUUGAUGUUCCUGAAGAUACUUUUACAGGAAAUAUGGCGGACAGCUGUCGGUUGGGAUGACCCUAUAGAGGACGCGCAGUUCGCAAAGUGGAUGAUAUGGCUAGCAGUGUUUCCGGAGAUGACGAAGAUUAAAAUUCCACGAUGUUACCGGUCAGUGUUGUCUAAGAAAGCCGAGGUCGAGAUGCAUACAUUCGUCGAUGCAAGUGAGAGCGGAUUUGCGGCGGUUGUCUACUUCAGGUUUCGUGAGGGGGACGUGAUCGAAUGCUCCUUCGUAGCAGCGAAAACCAGAGUAGCACCCUUGAAGUUCCUGUCUAUUCCACGUUCGGAACUACAAGUAGCUGUACUGGGUGUGCGUCUAGCAGACACCAUAUUGACAUCUCUCUCAAUCAAUGUUCGUAAGCGCUAUUUCUGGUCCGAUUCCAAGGACGUGCUAUGCUGGCUAAAAUCCGAUCACAGACGAUACAGUCCAUUUGUAGCCUUUAGGGUCAGCGAAAUCUUGGAAUCGACAGAUAUCGAUGAAUGGCGAUGGAUUCCCACAAAAAUGAACGUAGCUGAUGAAGCAACAAAGUGGGCGCGGGUCCCCGACCUUUCUGAGAAUUGCCGUUGGUUCUGCGGUCCACAGUUUCUAAGACAAGACGAGAACACGUGGCCUGGGAAGCCUUCCCUGGAAAGAACGACAGCAGAAGAGCUUCGUCCACACUUGCUUGUCCACACAGCCACGGUGGAAUCACCAAUCUCCCCACAAAAUUUCUCUAAAUGGAGUUCCCUUCUGCGUUGUACAGCACUUGUCUUUCGUUUUGUCAACAAUCUGAAACGAGUCCGCAAAGAACGUCUAUCUGGACCUUUGACUCAACGGGAGCUAGCCGAAGCAGAAACUUAUCUCUUCCGUUUAGCGCAGUCUGAAGUAUAUGCUGCCGAGAUUGCUACAUUAGCCGUAAACAACGCACAGAAAAGAACACGAAUAAACAUUAUCCGCCACAAUCCGCUUUUCCGAGAUGCUUUCUUGGACGAGAGUGGAAUUGUUCGUGUCCGGGGGCGAACAAGUGCCUGUGAAUUCAUCGAUCGUGACGCAGCUGAACCCGUUAUUCUUCCUCGGAAUCAUCACGUUACACGUUUGAUCAUCAAUGACCUGCAUGAACGGUUCAACCACCAAAACCACUUAACAGUCGUAAACCAAUUACUGCAGCGCUUUCGCAUCCCUCGUCUAAAAGCAACUUACCAAGCCGUGCGCAAAGAUUGCCAAUAUUGUAAGAACUCUCAAGCACAACCGCAACCACCCAUGAUGGCCAAGCUCCCUCAGGCACGACUGACAGCGUUCAGUCUUCCGUUCACCCAUAUGGGGGUGGACUACUUUGGUCCGAUUCAGGUUUCAGUGGGCCGCCGUUCGGAAAAACGAUGGGGAGUUCUCGCUACGUGUAUGACCACUCGCGCCAUCUAUUUGCAAGUCGCUCACACGCUGACCACCGACUCCUGUGUUAUGGCGAUCAGAAACAUUAUGGCUAGAAGAGGCGUUCCGGCUGUCAUCUACAGCGAUCGGGGUACCAACUUCCAAGCGACCAGUAAGGAGCUGCGGACAGCAAUUAAACAGCUGGAUCACGAUAGGUUCGCGAAAGAGUUUAACUCACCUCACACUCAAUGGGUUUUCAACCCGCCUCUAUCACCACAUAUGGGAGGAGCGUGGGAGCGGUUGAUCCGUACAGUCAAGAAAAAUCUGACCAUAUUACAAUCGAGCAGGUUGCCAACAGACGAGGUCCUGCAGAAUGCACUGGCGGAGGUUGAAAAUAUAGUCAAUUCUCGACCCCUUACCGAAAUCCCGAUCGAAGAUGACUCCUCUCCCGUGUUGACUCCUAAUGAUUUUCUGCUCGGGUCAUCGAACGGCUUAAGAUCUUGGGCACCGCUCGACGAUAGCCCCGUGCUAUUGAAGAAUUCCUACACACAAUCACAACUCAUGGCGGACAGAUUCUGGCGGCAGUGGGUGCGAGAUUAUCUUCCUAGUAUCACUCGUCGUACAAAGUGGUUUACUCCAGCUAAACCGGUAACCGUUAAUGACAUCGUACUGAUCGUCGACCCGAAACUGCCAAAAAAUUGCUGGCCCAAGGGCAGGGUCAUCGCAGCGCAUCAAGGAAACGAUGGGCAGGUACGUCGCGUGACCGUACAAACUGCUUCCGGGGGCAUAUACGAGCGACCUGCGGUAUCCAUAGCUGUGCUCGACAUAGGCGUUGUUUAG